This is a messenger RNA of Bufo gargarizans (Asiatic toad), 813 nucleotides long. RefSeq names its product protein LBH-like. The coding region runs from base 5 to 397 and encodes 130 amino acids. Gene Ontology annotation, cellular component: nucleus. Gene Ontology annotation, biological process: positive regulation of DNA-templated transcription. Lineage: Eukaryota; Metazoa; Chordata; Amphibia; Anura; Bufonidae. The transcript is spliced from 4 exons. The record is from RefSeq and is a predicted model, not a curated record.
CAUCAUGAAUGAAGUGUCGGUCCUUCACCUGCCGGUGAAGGAGGAAGUAAAUGAAGUGAUUCAUGGCUUGGAUGGGGCAUCAUUAAAACACAGUGACAGCCGUCUGCCUUUUCAGAUCUUCCCGGACCCUUGUGAAGAAGAGGAGGUUCCAGUGAAAUUGAGAGGAAGGUUGCCCUCCAUUGUGGUGGAGCCAACAGAUAUAAUUGAUGUAGAAAGUGGUGAGCUGCGGUGGCCACCUGGAAGAAAAGAGAAAGAGCAGGGUGAAGACGAUGCAGAGGAAGAGAAUUCAGAAAAAGAGGGCCAACCUCCAGUGAUACCACCCUGGUGGACUCGUGGAAACCGAAUUCCUGACGAAACAAAGCAAGCAACAGAAGACCCAGAACCUGAGCAGGAAUAGCGUUUGCAGUGACAGCGCCCUGGAUACUGCUUGAUGCAUUGUAGAGAAUGUGUAGCAAAUAGAUAGCUGACAGAUAGGCAUGGUCAGGCUCAGAGGUCGCACUACGUUUUUUUUCCAGAAGAGUAAAAAUACUCCUCUGACCAUUUUUGAGGAGUAUUUUUACCUGAGCAGGAGUACGAAAGAUGCAGUAAUACAAAUACAUAAUAUGUAGGCCUGCACUUGUUCACAUCUGAGUUGGAGGCUGCGUUUAGGGUCUUGUAUGCAGAACUUUUUUGUCUGGUAAAAAGACUUGUGAACGGAAAAUGAACGGACACCUUCAUAGUCGGCGGAGUCUGUUCAGCUUCUUCCCUGUCAGUCAGGCUGGGCUCACAUCACAUUUUUGGCAUAUACCUUAGUUAAUGUACACAAAAAACGUA